CCUUCUUUUGUGUGUUUCUCUCGGCAACAUGAGUAGUUUUCCAGCAACUUGUGGCCGAGCAACAUUCGAACGGGAGCUCUUUUGAAAACACGGCCUUGCCGCCCCAUAACUAACUCGGGCCGCGGCCAACAAUAAACAAACAGAAAAAGUAGUGUUGCAUUUUUUUCGAAAUUCAACAAAAAUUACGUUAGUUUUUGUUUUUUGCAAAAAAUUCGAAAAUCCCCGAUCUUGAUCUCCGAUCUGGGGCCGCGUACAACGCGAUAACGCAUUGUUGUUAAUUUUUGUCUAGAUACUGCAGUGGUGUAUCUGCGAGAUACAUUCGGUGCGACACGUGUGUCUCAGAAGAGAGAGAGAAGAUUCUGCGUAAUCUGAAUCACAGGCCCCAGCGCGUGCGUAUGCGUGUCUGUGUCUGCAUCUGUAUCUGUAUUUGUGUGCGUGCGUGUGUGCAUCUGUGACAAAGACGCGCUUCGAUCGCGUUCUACAUUUUCGCGAGAGAGCGAGACAGAGUGCCAGCCGUAUCUGUGCUCUCGUUUUGCAUACUAAAUUAAAUAUAUACAAAAAUCGUUUUGCCACUCUAUUAAGUUGAAAGUUACGUAGAUUACGAAACCCCCCACAAAACGCAAAAAAAAGUGAAAUUUCUUAUACAACAGAAGAUCAAAAAGGAGAAAAAAGAAAUUUAAAUAAAAAGAUACCUACGUAUUUAUCUUUGUGUGUGUGUUUUUGUGACAUAUCAGAGACACACCAAAAAAAAAAAGAUACGCCUUCAUUUUGGAUUAAUCAACCAUCAGAAUCAGCAGUGGCAUGCCACAGUGCGGCCUCAACAUUCUCGCCGAGACCCGCUUUCAAUGAGAUUUAACUAGAUAAAUGAAUGACGUCUUCGAACUACCCGCAACGCAUGGCAUCGGCACCGGCCACCACCCCCACAGUCAGAGCAACGGCGAGGGGAACGGCAGCAGCCACGUAAACGGGAAGCGCACCACUGAGCUGGCCAUGGAGUGCCUGCCGCUGAGCAGUGCCGGCCAUCAUCCGCACCUGAUGUCGAGCGGUCCGCCGGUGGGCGGCGGAGGGGCAGUGGCCGCCUCGCCCACGGCCACAGUGGUGGUGGGGGCCACGUAUCCGCAUCAUCUGCACCACCACCACCAUCAUCUGAGCCACCACAGUCCGCACUACAGCAACAGCUACGGGAGCCAUCAUAUCCACGGCGAGCAGACCAAGUCGCUGCAGGAGCUGCAGCACGAGGUCGGUGCCCUGCUGGAGUUCCGGGAUCUGGUGAUCGAAACGUUUCCCGAUCUCAAGCAUAAAAUGGCCUCCAUGUCGGUCAGGCCCUCGACACCCACCUCCUCAGUGGGCGCCAUGGGCGGCAGUCAUUCCGUGGGUGGUGGCAGCUCCUCGUUAGCCACAAGACGGGAAUGGGAGCCGGGCAUACGGAUGACGAGGAAACUCUCGCACAAGGAACCGUCCACGUCGUCAGCGGCUGUAGCUCCGUCCAGAGCGGAGCCAUCGUCCUCGUCGCUGACGCGCAGCCGCAGCAAUUCGCAUAGCGGCAAGAAAGAGCCAAAGAGCGGAGAGAACAACAACGGGAGCGUUGUGCAGGACUCCGGCUUCUCAACGGAGACCAGUUCCUCCAAGGAGGGACACAGCGCCUCCUCCACCAACGGUGCUAUGACGGUGGCCAUAGCCGGGAAUCGCCUGAGCGGUUCAGAGUCCGACGAUGAGCUGUUCAAUCUGCUGGAUGUCAUCCAUCGCCGAUCGAAUCGUGUGCUCGAAAAGGUGGAGCUGCUACAGAGCAAGAGCUGUGCCGACGAGGCGGGGGCCAGCGGCCUGACGCAGAAGCAGUUCCUCGAGCAGGUGGAGCGACUGAACCGCGAGGACUUCAAGCAGCUGCGCAAGGAGCGCGAUCAGCUGCUCGACAAGCUGGCCGAAAUGGAGGCCGAGACGCUGACGGCCCGCAUCAAGGCGGCCAAGAUGAGCGACCGCAUGGAGGAGAUGAUCAGCGUGAAGAAGGAUAUCGAGGAGCAGCUGAAGCUGGCCCUGGCCCAGAAGCUGGAGCUGAGUCUGCGCGUCCAACAGUUGCAGCUGCAACAAAGCAAAAGCUCUUCCAGCACCAGCCAAUCGGAUUACUCCAGUCAACGCAACUUUCUAUCCUCAGCCACGACGGUGCUCUCGAAUGGCAGUCGGCCGAGCAACAGCGGCAGCAGCAACAACUUUAUCAACAGCAACAACACAUUCCAGCCGGUCAUCGUCGAUCAGCCAGCAGCGCAGGAAGCAGCAUUCCAUCAAAGCCCAGGCAGUGAUACAACAACAGCAACAACAACAACAAGGAGGCCACCACCAUUGGGCCGACUGGAUGGCAUUGUGAGCACGCCGGGUGCGCGCAAUACCAAAUGCCGGCUGACGGACACCAAGCGCAUCUCGGCCAUUCUGCUGGAGACGAACGUGCUGGAGCUGCAGCGCCACCUGCUCACCCUGUCCGUGCAGAACCAGGUGCUGUCGCAGAAGCUGGACUCGUCCAGCAAGUCCAAGACGCUGCUGGCCAAGCGGCUGGACAAGAGCGGCGAGGAGUUCGAGCACUUGCGCUUUCAGCUGGAGGAGAAGAGCAUCGAGCUGGAGGGCACCAAGGCCCAGCUGCGGCUCGUGGAGUCCCGCCUGCAGGCCAACAACAGCACCACCAAUUCGUAUCUGAACUCGUCGCAGCAUGACUACGAGACGAAUCGCUCGUCUGCCUCCACCACCCUGAUGCUGAGUCGCCGCGGGGUGCCCGAGUGCUCGGUGGACUCCUCCUCGACGGCCAUGCCCGCACCGCCAGUCACACAGAUCAGCACGCCCAGCAUGAAGGCCAUGGUGCCGCUGGCCAUGGACGAGCUGCAGCACAGCAGCAGCACCGAGUCGGCCCACGAGCAUGAGGGGACCCCAGGCCAGGGGCAGCGGCAGGCGCAGGCCAUGCACGUUACGCCCAACAACAACAGCACGCUGAGAAAGAGCAUCAUCAAUUCAGGGAGCCCCAGUCCGCUGGGCAGCAGCACACCCAGCAACAUUGCGGCCCGGGUGAUGAGCACAAGCGUCGGUGGGGUCAGUCCCUUUGAGCAGACGCCGCCGGCGCGACAGAACGCCUUCCGGAAGUUCGGAAGUGCCAGCAAGCCGAGCAAGAUACCGCUGCCGGGUAGCAAGGCGGCGGCCUAUUUUGCCGGCAAGCCGCCCACGGGCAGACCCUCGACGGGGGGACGAUCGCCACCAUCGGCGCAUAACUCCAGCAGCACUUCGUACGGCAGCAAGUCCUCACUGAGCCGCAGCACAGGUAACCUGCAGAGCCUGCGGCGCGCCGACUCGGCCUCCAAUCACUCGCUGAGCACCAACACCAGCCGGAGCUCCACAUCGUCGUCGAUACCGCUGGCCACCACACCCUACUCAUCCGGCUCGACGGGCAAUCGCAGCCAGUCUCAGACGGCUGCCGCAGCCACAGCCACAACUCCGUCCCCGCGUGUGCUCCAGAACUCGCCGCUGCCGAAGCUGAAGCGCGACACGAUCAGCUCUCGGGUGCGGCACCUGGACUCGCUGUCGCGUUCCCAGCAGUCGCCGGAGAUGCCCAAGGGCGGCAGCAACGGCUCCGCCUCCAUUGCAGCCCAGCUGAGCACGACGCUUCGCAAGGAUCUCCAGCUGCAGAUCGGCGGCUCAGCGGGGGCUCCCUACCACCAUAGACGUGGCGGGGCCUCGGCCAUGUCGGGCAGCGAGCGUGCUCCGCUGGGUGUGUCGAGGCGGUAUAGCAGCGCCUCUGUGGGGGCCGCUGGAAGGUUGGGGAGGGAGCAGAACGAAACUCUGACUUCCACCACGCCCACGUCCAGCUAUGGGGGCGGCGGAGGCGGCGACAGUGAUAGUGGCAAGAACUUGGCCGAGCCUCUUGACAAGCCAAAUUUCCGUUUCAAUAACCGCAAUUGGCAAUGGCAGCUAUGGGAAACGAGCAACCAGAACCACAAUACCACUACCAACGGCAAUGAAAUGGUUCUGGAUCAUCAGCAGAGAUACGAUAUUCACGAUGUGUCCGAGGAGACGGCCUACGAUUCGUAUUACACCCAAUACACAACGCCCGACUCGAUGGACUGUGGCAGUACCAAUCUGCUGGUGACCUUCGACUAUGGCUACAGUGAUUCGAUUGAGGCCAGAGCUGAGGAGCCCCUGGGCGUGGCUGGAGCUAAGGAGGAUCGGGGCGAAGGCGCCACCGACCCUGAUGGCAUCUGGUUUGGUCCCCCACCAAACGAUGCCAGGCCCUUCGAGGUACAUCAUGUGCAGCACAAGAUGCUCGAUGAGAGCCUGCAGUCCCUGGUUUCCUACGAUGUAGAUGAUUUUGAGGAGGAGCAAUCGGAGACAGAGACAGACCCAGAUGAGGAGGUCUUCUAUGAUAGCAUUGAGUGCACUUGAACGAUUGGCAGGCCAGGCAGUACUAGCUAUAACCCCUUAUAACCCAUUGGAACUAUCAUAUCUAAACUAGUCUAUGUUCGCAAUAAUAUGUUUUACCCUGAAACCCACCCAAACCCCCCCACAUGUACGGAGAAGGCAGAUGAUCCUAUGUGUAUGUAGAUGUAUGUAUGUAACGAUCCGAUGAUGGCAGAUUGCGAAAUGUGAAUUGUGACUGAAUUCGAUGUAGUGUUUGAUUUCCCCCGUUAACCCCCCCUCAUUCAGGGCCUUAGUCUAUACGCAUGAUGGUUUCUUCGACUAUUUAUUAUUACGCAACUGAAGUAUAUAUGUUAUAGCCCUACUUAUGUAUCUACGAGUACUAUCUGUAUGUAUUAUUUAUAUCGUAUCAAGUGGAAUGUGUGUGCAUCUUUGUAAGAGUCUUAAGUUAAUUAAAAUUACCUAGCACUACUGCUUAUUUACUCAAACUACUUUUAAAUGACUUGUACUAGGCUCGUGCCGGCUAAGUAGUUUAGUUGUUAAUCAAAUUUAGUUAACGCAUUGCAUCUAAUGUAUGUAUGUACAGUUUGAUAUAUAUAUAUAUAUAUAUAUGCCCUACCCGUGUACGAACUCUACUUAAGUCAGAAGCAAAUGUAAUAGGAUCUAUCUAUGUAUCUAUCAUGUUAUCACGAAACUGCGUUUACUACAUUUAUAAAACCAACAGACAGACAGAGGACAAAACCAACAAUUAUAUGGUUUGAUUCAUAUUAAAGCUACUAAUAAUAUAUUCAAAAGGCAGCAAAUGUAGAGACAUGCAUAUAUCCAUUUAAACAGCAAUUGUAAUUGAUGAACACGUAUAUGAAAAAGAAAUAAACAAACA
This is a messenger RNA of Drosophila pseudoobscura, 5266 nucleotides long. It is a transcript of the gene jvl, whose product is annotated as javelin-like. The transcript is spliced from 6 exons. The record is from RefSeq and is a predicted model, not a curated record. Bases 865 to 4413 code for a protein of 1182 amino acids. Lineage: Eukaryota; Metazoa; Arthropoda; Insecta; Diptera; Drosophilidae.